Molecule: messenger RNA, 1914 nt
Organism: Pan troglodytes (chimpanzee)
Lineage: Eukaryota; Metazoa; Chordata; Mammalia; Primates; Hominidae
Gene: POLR2E
Product: RNA polymerase II, I and III subunit E
Exons: 10
Coding region: 710-1342 (210 amino acids)
Biological process (GO): tRNA transcription by RNA polymerase III; transcription by RNA polymerase II; transcription elongation by RNA polymerase I
Cellular component (GO): RNA polymerase II, core complex; RNA polymerase III complex; RNA polymerase I complex
Molecular function (GO): DNA binding
Source: RefSeq, a predicted model, not a curated record
CCUCCCCUCGUCCAACCGACCAAUGGACGCGCGUCGGCUUUCCGCACCUCCUUUCCCACGGCCGCGCCCUCCAGAGCGCGCAAUGGGUUGCCAGAAAAACAGCUCAGCACCCACAGCUCCGCGGAGAGACUUGAUCCCAUUCCUGACUUCCUGCCAAUUGUGAUAAGGUAGGGAAACUGAGGCCCAAGGGAAUUAACCCUGACCUGGCCUGGAGCCAACGGAGGAAACCCUGUACAGUUUGAUGCACAAAUAUUUAUAGAGUUCCCACUAGGCUCCCAGACCAUCCCUAGGAGCCGAGCUGCCCCUUGACCCCAUCGAGGCCUCAGUUUCCCCGCCCACACUUCGCCCCCGCCUCGUGGGAUUCUAAACUGUUGCUCCAAGGUGGGAGUUGAACGCAAACUACAACUCCCGAGAGGCCGUGCGGCCAAAGACACACGAGAACUACGGAGGCAAGAGUCUCGCUCAGCCAACUGCCGCUCUCGUAAGGCUCGGGCUGCCCUUGGCGCUGCCGAUCCGAGACGUUGCUGCAUUCAGGCAUUCGCCGACGACAGCGCAGCGCGGGGCGGGGUCAGGCGGAGGGGGCCUGAUUGGGAUUCGGCGCAGGCGCAGUCCGCGCGGGUUCUCGCUCGCAGAAGGGGUGCGGGCGGCGGCGGCGGCGGCGGCGGCGGCGGCGGCGGCGGCGGCGGCGGCGGCGGCGGCGGCGGCGGCCAUGGACGACGAGGAGGAGACGUACCGGCUCUGGAAGAUCCGCAAGACCAUCAUGCAGCUGUGCCACGACCGUGGCUAUCUGGUGACCCAGGACGAGCUUGACCAGACCCUGGAGGAGUUCAAAGCCCAAUUUGGGGACAAGCCGAGUGAGGGGCGGCCGCGGCGCACGGACCUCACCGUGCUGGUGGCCCACAACGAUGACCCCACCGACCAGAUGUUUGUGUUCUUUCCAGAGGAGCCCAAGGUGGGCAUCAAGACCAUCAAGGUGUACUGCCAGCGCAUGCAGGAGGAGAACAUCACACGGGCUCUCAUCGUGGUGCAGCAGGGCAUGACACCCUCCGCCAAGCAGUCCCUGAUCGACAUGGCCCCCAAGUACAUCCUGGAGCAGUUUCUGCAGCAGGAGCUGCUCAUCAACAUCACGGAGCACGAGCUGGUCCCUGAGCAUGUCGUCAUGACCAAGGAGGAGGUGACAGAGCUGCUGGCCCGAUAUAAGCUCCGAGAGAACCAGCUGCCCAGGAUCCAGGCGGGGGACCCUGUGGCGCGCUACUUUGGGAUAAAGCGUGGGCAGGUGGUGAAGAUCAUCCGGCCCAGUGAGACGGCUGGCAGGUACAUCACCUACCGGCUGGUGCAGUAGCUACCGCCUGACAGCCCCUAGAGGCAGACACACAGACAGCGACCCCCAUCCCUGCAGGACGAACGCCCCUGCCCUGCCAGAAUCCGGCCCCCCAGCUCACCGCCGCUGCUCCUCUGGACUCCCCAAGGCAGGUGGCCUCCACCCACGUUCUCCCGUCCUGGGGUGAGGCUUCCUGUGGCCCAGCCCGCCCCAUUCACCUGUGGAUUUGUGCGAGAUGCAGCCUCAGAAGGGACAAGGCCCCCAGAGGGAGGUCACCUGGGGGCAGCUGGUGCCGGGUCUUCACCCAGACCACGCUGGGUCCCCUCUGUUGGGGGUUUGGGGUCCGGGUCUCCCACCAGCCACUGCUUCCUCCUGGGCCCUCGGCCUUCCACCCCUCGUCUUCCCUCCCUCGGGGGCCCUGAUGCGUGGCGGCCCCAGCCCGGCCUCGGCUCUUUACUCCAUUCACAGCCGUGCACGUGCUCAAGCCACCAGGGUGCGAGAUGCCAGCUCUGGAGUUCUCGGUUGUUGUAGGAGGUUGGGUGUUUUCAAAUGGUAAAGAUGUUUUGAGCAAAUAAAUUUGCUUGAUACAGAAA